AUGGUUGAAUCUGGAAAUAUUCAGUUGUCACAAGGAACAUGGUUCAAUAAACCAAAAGUAGUCUCUCAGGAGGAAGGCAAGGUUAGCCUGGAAACAGAUGAAAAGACUGACUUCUGGCGUGAAACGUUCUACGGAUUCACUCGUGACAGUGGACAUUUCUUGGGAGUGAGGGCCGGAAAGGCCUUCACUGCACAACUCCGUAUUCAGGGAAACUAUCAAAGUCUAUAUGACCAGGCUGGUAUAAUGGUGCGCAUCGAUAAUGACCAUUGGAUUAAAGCUGGUAUAGAAAUAUCUGAUGGACGUGCCAUGUUAAGCAGUGUUUUAACAAAUGGAAAGUCUGAUUGGACAACUGCUGUUUAUGACGGAAAUGCUAGCGAUUUCUGGCUUCGUGUUACUGUUGAAAAGGGCUUUUUGCGGCUCCAGGUGUCAUCUGAUAAAAAAACAUGGCCGUUAGUUCGUUUAGCUCCCUUUCCUAUCUCAGAUCAUUAUCUUGUUGGGCCAAUGGCCUGCACACCUGAGCGAGGUGGACUAAAAGUCACUUUCUCAGAGUGGAGUCUCACAGCUCCUCUAGAAAAAGCCUUACAUGAUCUAAGCUAG
Molecule: messenger RNA, 597 nt
Organism: Saccharomyces mikatae IFO 1815
Lineage: Eukaryota; Fungi; Ascomycota; Saccharomycetes; Saccharomycetales; Saccharomycetaceae
Product: DUF1349 domain-containing protein
Exons: 1
Coding region: 1-597 (198 amino acids)
Source: RefSeq, a predicted model, not a curated record